AUGGAGUUGGGGGGUGUGUCCUAUCUGACAGAGGAGUGUCUUCUACAGGCCACGCCCACCUGCCUUGGGUGCUUCAUCGAGACCCGGGACCCCGCCCCUAUCCAUGACCCCGCCCCUAUCCAUGACCCCGCUCCUAUCCAUGACCCCGGCCCCACGACUCCUGACCUUGACCGUGAGGCAGGGCUGGUAAGCCACCAGGACUUGGAGGCCACUUCCUGCCCUAUCUCUGACAUCCGCAGCAUCAAUAUCCCAUGUCUGAGCCAGGCUGGGGAGGUCAUAGAGGUCCUCGGGGAGCCGCUCCUGCCAGACCAGCUUCUCAGCUUCUCCAUGACCAAAACCUGCCACGCCACCGCCCUCACUACCGCCCUCGUUACCGCUAACAACAAGACAGGAGACAACAGAGAGAAGACAGAAGCAGAGGAUCCCACGACCAAUAAUCUGUAUGAGGGCCUCCUAUUGGACAAGAUGAACAGAGAGGAGGGCCUUCUAUUGGACAAGAUGAACAGAGAGGAGGGCCUCCUAUUGGACAAAGUGAAUGUGGAGGAAAUGCUGCUAUUGGACAAGGUCAACGGGGGGGGAGUGUUGCUAUUGGACAAAGUGAAUGGGGAGAAGGUGCUGCUAUUGGACAAGGUCCCCAGGGAGGAAGUGUUGCUAUUGGACAAGAUGAACAGAGAGGAGGUCCUCUUAUUGGACAAAGUGAAAGGGGAGGAGGUGCUGCUAUUGGACAAGGUCAGCAGGGGGGAAGUGUUGCUAUUGGACAAGAUGAACAGAGAGGAGGUCCUCUUAUUGGACAAAGUGAAAGGGGAGGAGGUUCUGCUAUCGGACAAGGUCAGCGGUGAGGAGGUCCUUCUGGCCAAUGCGGGUCAGGACUGGGGUUACUUCGAGUCGUUUAUCAGUGAGUCCAAGAUGGAGCUGCUGGACCUGUGUUCUAAGACCGACCUGUCAGUCAACCUGUUCUCCGAAGACGACGUUGACAACCUGUUUGACGACGACGACGAGGACUCAGCUCUGAGCAGCGAAAUGUGUUCUCUAAAGAUCCGCUACGAGUCCUUCCAGGACAACAUGAGAGAGAAGACCAACGUCUUGCAGGAGGACACACAGUUCAACUUCUUCCCCUCUGUCCUGGUCAACUGUGCCAAGAGGGAGGAUGGAGGAGUAGGAGAAGGAGGAGGAGGGGGGAGGAGGACAGGGGAGGAGGGUAAAGCUGAGGAGCUGAGCCUUGUGGUGGGGGAGGAGGGUGGGAAGGUGGGGGAUGUUAAUCCCCUAGUGGGGUCUCAGGGGUCCCAGGGUUCACCCCUCUCCUCCACCUCCUCUGUCAACUACUUGCUGGAGUUCAGAAACUCAGUCGAGGAGGAUGCGGAGUACAGCGAUGAGUCCUCCUGCACCUCCACGGACACCCUGCAGGAGGUGCAGCCGGGCCAGAGGAGGGGAGGAGGAGGAGGAAGUGCGCCCAGGGGUUCCAGGAGACCCUCUGACCCUCUGGACUACGGCCUGCGCUCCAAAAGGAAGGUCCACUACAGUGACGACUACCUGUACGACGUCGACUCCAUCGACAGCCACGACAAGACCGAGAGAAUCGUCACGGAGAAGAGAGAGAAGGUUCCGGCGGAACAGAGGGAGGAGGAUGUGGACUGGUGCCCCAAGAAGAGACGGAAAUUCUCCCGGAAGGAGCCGCCAGUCAUCACCAAGUACAUAAUCAUCAACCGCUUCAAAGGACAGAGACGCAUGUCUGUGAAUCUGGGCAGGCUGGACCCUGCCGGGGACGCUGCCGUGAGCCUGGACACUGCCGUGAGCCUGGACCCUGCCGGGGAGAACCACUACUCCUCUCUGUCUCCACUGAAAGACUUCUGGCAGGAGAGGAGGAGGGAGCGGGAGGAGCAGCUGCGGCUGACGUCCAGAGAUAAACAGCAUCUGAACAGGCGCCGCCACCCCCCCUUUAGUUCCAUGCACCCCAAACGGAAAUACAAGAUAGCCAACAGCCUGUGUGUCCAGAGGAUCCUCCAGACAGGGGAGGGAUCAGCAGCAGCUCAGGACUCAGGUUCUACCCCCUCUGUCUCUGAUCAGGCUGUUACUACAGAGGAGGGGGGAGGGGGAAGAGCAUCGUUAGAACCACAGGACAUCACACACACCGGAACAGCCAAGAAGAGCCGCACCCAGGAGAGAGAGGAGAGGGAUGGGAGGAGGACGGGAGGAGGGAAAACAGGGAGGAUAAGGAAAUUCAAGAGCCAAGCCAGGCUGAGCAGUAACAAGACAAUGAAAGAGGGAGGAGCAGGUGGAAGAGCGGAGGGGGGGAGCGUGAUGAAUGGAGCGGCGGAUGCCUGUACUGCUGCUGAUGCUGGGGUGUUAACCAACCAGGAGCCUGCUGGCAGCGUACGAGUGGCAGACAUCAGCUCUAACACACCCAGCCCCCCUUUCUCCUCCCUGGAUCCCACCAACCAGCAGACAUUCCCCUUCACCUCCUCCUCCUGCGCCUCUGUCCUCGUCUCUUCUGACCAAGCUGUACCUUCUGGGGAGAGGGAGGAAGAGGUGUCAGUGAUCCCAGGGGGGUACCUGCAGACCCUACUAGAUUCCUCAGAUUCCUCCAGGAGGGUAGGUAUCACCUACUACCCCCAGCAUCCCCCCACGCAGAACUAUCCCCCAGGUCUCUCUCUAGAGGAGAAACAGCCCCCCAGGCAGAACUAUCCCCCAGGUCUCUCUCUAGAGGAGAAACAGCCCCCCAGGCAGAACUAUCCCCCGGGACUCUCUCUAGAGGAGAAACAGCCCCCCAGGCAGAACUAUCCCCCGGGUCUCUCUCUAGAGGAGAAACAGCCCCCCACGCAGAACUAUCCCCCGGGUCUCUCUCUAGAGGAGAAACAGCCCCCCACGCAGAACUAUCCCCCGGGUCUCUCUCUAGAGGAGAAACAGCCCCCCAGGCAGAACUAUCCCCCUGGUCUCUCUCUAGAGGAGAAACAGACCCCCAGGCAGAACUAUCCCCCAGGUCUCUCUCUAGAGGAGAAACAGACCCCCAGGCAGAACUAUCCCCCUGGUCUCUCUCUAGAGGAGAAACAGACCCCCAGGCAGAACUAUCCCCCAGGUCUCUCUCUAGAGGAGAAACCGUUUUCCUCCCUGCAGCUAGUCCAGAGCUGUGUCCUCUCCCCUCCCUCCGAGUCAGAGCUCCAACAGUCCCCCCAAAACUGUCCCAGCUUCCCCCUCUCCAUGUGGAACCACCAGCCCCAUCUCUGCCCCAGCUACCCUCACAGCCAGGGGGGCUUUGGCCCCGACACCACUCUCCUUUCCAGCGGGUUCCUGCCCUUGACGGACGGCCUGCCUGGGUCGGGGUCUGGGUCGGACUACAGCCAGCAGGGAUCAGAGACUGACAGACUGCUGUACGAGAAGAGUUACCUUGUGGAGGGGGACGGGAUGGGGUUGCAGGAGCUGCAGGUGUGUCAGUCAGGUGUCUGUCUGGGGCAGGUGCAGUACCAGCGAGGCUCUCUCUGCUCAGACCAUGGAUGUCUGAUCAGCUAUGACUCUGUCGGCUCCUUGUCUGCCUGCUCCUCCAACUACAGCUCUCAGAGCUUUGGGGAACAGCGUGAGGGAGGAGGGGAGAUGGAGGAGAGGAGAGACAGCUACCUGCAGCACUGCAGCCCCACGGUGUUGUUCCAACAGAGCCUGGAGAACAUGGGUCACCCCAUCACCCCCCUCAGAGAGUCCUCAGACCUCCUCGACAUUUCAAACUUCACCCCCGACAAGUUCAGACACUCCUCCCUGUCCGAGCUGUCGCCCCCGGAGACCCCCAACCUCUCCCCCCAGGUGACGGAGUGGGAGAUGAGGACAGGAGGCAAAGCCCCGGAGUACCAGGAUCAGGUGACAGGAUGUGACAUCAGCAGGGAGGCGAAGUGGAACUGUGACAUCAUGCAGCAGGCGGAGCAGCACGGGGUGGAGGGGCAGCCCUCAUUCAACGGAGAGGGGGAGGGGGGGAAGAACACCCGCUCUAAGAGGAAAGCAGGUUAUAAACAGGCUGCAGCGGCAGCAGGGGGACAGCAGGGGCCUAAGAGAGGCCGGGCCCCCAGAGCAUCCAAGACAGAGAAGGUGAAGAUGCCUAGACAGAGCCGCUCUUCUAAGAAGAUCAAAGCCAUGCUUGAGGGGAAGGCUGCCAAGGGCCAGGCGCAGGCGGAGGUGAACCUUCAGCCCCACAGCCACGGUAGCACUGGGGACUGGUCUGGUAGCAGUACCGGGCCUAGGGGCUGGUCGGAGGGGAACACCAGCCUGGGGGAAGGGAAGGAGCAGCAGGAGUUUGAGGAGCCAUCCAACAUCCUGUCCAACAUUGUGUCCGGCAUGGCGGAGGUCCAGAGGUUCAUGAUGGAGUCCAUGGAGCCUCAGUGGGACCCGCUGGAGGGCGACCUGCCGCCCGACACCAACAGCCUCAACAUGAAGACCCUCCACAUCCUCCAGGGGAGGGGGGGCAAGAAGGGAGCAGGCUCCGUGGGGGUCGGACGGGGCAGGAAGGCCAGGGGCAAGGUGGGGAAGAACCAGGCCAAGUUUAACACCUCCCACCCCAUCUUCCCCCAGCUCGCUCUGGGCUGCAACAUGUUCGACAAACCCAACUCUAUUAGCCCAGGCCCCACGCACAAAAAACUGUACCGUCACAAGACCAGUGCCAAGUUCCCAAACAUGGAGACUGUGAAGGGCAAGCGAGGGGGAGCGGAGAGGAACCCAAACAAGGACUUGGCCCUCAUGGUCUCUUUUGAGAAACUGAGGUAAUAUUUUGUUAUCUGAUGCUGUUGCCCUCCCCUACCACCCCACCCCCCCCUGCCUCCAUCCACUACCUGCUCAGCUCCCCUUCCUCCUCCCACCCCCCUAUCUCCGUCCACUACCUGCUCAGCUCCCCUUCCUCCUCCCACCCCCUAUCUCCGUCCACUACCUGCUCAGCUCCCCUUCCUCCUCCCACCCCCUAUCUCCCCUCACUACCUGCUCAGCCUCAAGUCCCCCCCACUACCUACUCAGCCCCCCUUCCUACUCCCACCCCCCUAUCUCCCCUCACUACC
This is a messenger RNA of Oncorhynchus mykiss (rainbow trout), 5024 nucleotides long. RefSeq names its product neurite extension and migration factor-like. Lineage: Eukaryota; Metazoa; Chordata; Actinopteri; Salmoniformes; Salmonidae. Gene Ontology annotation, biological process: negative regulation of cell-cell adhesion mediated by cadherin; negative regulation of cell-matrix adhesion; negative regulation of cell adhesion mediated by integrin. The record is from RefSeq and is a predicted model, not a curated record. Gene Ontology annotation, cellular component: nucleus.